UCCCAUUUCCACAUCACAGGGGGGGCUCUUGGUCUCCACUAAUCUCUACUCUUCUAUUUCUGCUUCACAACCUUGCCAUUCUCCCUCUCACAGACGCACCAUGAACCGGCAAUUCAGUUCCAGAUCAUUUUCAACGGGGGGAAGGAGGAAUUACUCUGUUUCCAAUAGUGGCUUCCGAGUGGGCAACAGUUCAACCUCUGUCAUUGGAGGAGUGGGAUCUUUUGGUGGUGGCUUUGGCAGCAGAAGCCUCUACAACGUUGGUGGAAGCAAACGGAUUUCGAUGGGCCUAGCUUCCAGUGGUGGUGGAGGAGUUCACUUUGGAAGAAGCUUGGGUGGCGGUCUGGGAUUCAGCAGUUAUAGCUCAGGAUAUGGAGGUUAUGGUGGUGGGGUUGCCCUCGGUGGUGGCAUUGGUCUGGGUAGUCAUGUUGGAGGCUUUGGUGGUGGUAGUGGAGGAGGAUAUGCACUUUCAGGCUCAAUGCCUUGCCCACCGCCUGGGCGAAUCCAUAACAUUAUAGUGAAUAAGAACUUACUGACUCCUCUGCAUGUGGAGGUUGAUCCUGAGAUUCAGAGGGUCCGGGUGCAAGAGAGGGAACAGAUUAAGACCCUCAACAACAAGUUUGCCUCUUUCAUCGACAAGGUGCGAUUCCUUGAGCAACAGAAUAAAGUCCUGGAAACCAAAUGGGAUCUUCUGUGCCAACAAGGCUCUCCAGCCCUAAGGGACAAUCUUGAACCUAUUUAUGAGGCUUACAUAGAAACUCUUCGAAGGCAGUUUGACAGCCUCUGCAAUGAUAAAAAUCAUUUGGACAUAGAACUGAAGAACACACAAGAGCUUGUGGAGGAUUUCAAGAACAAAUAUGAAGAUGAAAUUAACAAACGGACAGCUUGUGAAAACGAUUUUGUGGUGCUCAAAAAGGAUGUGGACGGCUCUUAUAUGCACAAAAUAGACCUGGGAUCCAAGGCUGACUCCUUGACUCAAUAUAUCCAGUUCUUAAGAGCCCUCUUUGAUGCGGAGCUGGCUCAGCUGCACUCACAGGUUAAGGAGACGAAUGUUACUCUACAAAUGGACAACAACCGAGAUCUGGACCUCAACAGCAUCAUUGCUGAAGUCAAGGCUCAGUAUGAAGACAUUGCCAAUCGGAGCAGAGCUGAGGCCGAGGCAUGGUACCAAACUAAGUUCCAAGAAUUGCAAUCUACAGCUUUCAAACAUGGAGAUGACUUAAAAACAACCAAAGAUGAGAUAGCAGAUAUGAGCCGAAUUGCCCAAAGACUUCGCUCCGAAAUUGAAAUUUUGAAUAAAGCAAUUAGCAGCCUGCAGUCCUCUUUACUAGAAGCUGAGCAACGUGGGGAGUUAGCCCUGAAAGAUGCUCAGACAAAGUUGCUUGAUCUGCAGACUGCCUUAGCAUCAGCAAACGAUGAGCUGGCUCGCCUGAUGCGGGAUUAUCAACAACUGUUGACUGUGAAACUGGCCUUGGAUAUUGAGAUUGCUACAUACAGAACCCUGCUAGAGGGAGAGGAGUAUCGGAUGUCGGGCGAGUUUGAAAACCCUGUCAAUAUCUCUGUGAUCAGCAGCUCGAGUACCAUCAGUGGUGGAGGAGGAGGAGGAGGAGGAGGAGGAUACAGUGUCGGUGGGGGAUCUGGCUAUGGAGCUGGAGGAGGAGCUGGAUACACUAUCAGUGGAGGAUCCAGUGGAUUAAACAUGGGUGGUGGUGGCGGAGGUUACAGCCACAUUAGCGUUGGAGGAGGAAAAGUGAGUCGGUUUAGUAGUGGGGGCAGCUUAAGUGGAUCUGGAAGCCUCACAGGGGGCGGAUACACCUAUGGUGGGGGGAGUUCAGGCAUGAAGAUAGUAUCAUCCACAAGCUCCUCAAACAAGAGAAUAAUCAGCUAAGGUUUCCAAAAGCAGAGGUCACUUCCUGCUUUAACAAAAGAGUCUCUUGUUACCACACCUCUACCAACACAACAUAUAGUACUUUCUGAAAAUUAAGCAGUCCCCACAAUUGCCCAUACCUCCUCUACAAUCCUCUACAUUUACAGGGUAAAAGGCCUGCUGGAAUGGCACUUGUAAGCCUAAGUUAUGAUCAGGAGAUUGGUCUACUAUUGCAACCCUUCCAGGCUGUAGGUGGGUGAUCACAUACUUGGAAACUUUCCCUCUUCUUUGCUUUCUAAAAGGAAAGGGCCUCCUUGCUUGUAGAAGACCAGUGUGUCAGGGCUUCAAGCCCAUUUUUUCUCCCUGACAUGCUAGUUUUGCAUGAAUAGGCACAUUUUCUGAUCAGUGACAGAACCAUUUCAAUCAUGUAAUUAUCCACCUUCAGGCUUAAAAGUGGCCCAUCCCAGAAAGGCAGAAGAAGCAAGUUGAUGUGAUUAUUCUGAUUGUGUGUUUUUCACCUCAUCUCUCUUUACAUGCUCUGCUGCAUAGAUCAUUGUAAUUUGCCCUGCACCCUUAUGUUGUUGGGUUAGUGCUUCUGUGAAUGGAAUGGUGCUUCCCAUAUUGCCUUCCUCCAUGUUGUCAGCUGAAGUGUUGCAAAACUUCAUAGGAAGCAGGUAACAUACUUUGUCUCUUUACUUCUCUGCUUCAGUGGCUUUGCACAAGCCCAUCUUGUCACAAAGAGAAUACACAAAAUUGCAGAUGAAGAGCUAAACAACAGUAGCAUCCAACAGACAUGCUACUUUUAUAAGCUCUGUUUAAAGGAUCACUUUAUUGUACAUCCUGUUUUUAAAUUCUAAUGUACAGUAGUUCAUGUGAGUUUCAAGCACUAUACCAUCCUCUAAUGUUAACAAAAGGCAAAAUGCAAGCUUCUGGCUAUUUCCUCAUCCACAGUGCACCUCCUGGAAUAAUCUAUUGUCAAUAAACUCUCAUGCUGCAAUAAAUACUGUCAUUUUUUUA
Molecule: messenger RNA, 2881 nt
Organism: Crotalus tigris (Tiger rattlesnake)
Lineage: Eukaryota; Metazoa; Chordata; Lepidosauria; Squamata; Viperidae
Product: keratin, type II cytoskeletal 4-like
Exons: 9
Coding region: 101-1885 (594 amino acids)
Biological process (GO): intermediate filament organization; keratinization
Cellular component (GO): keratin filament
Molecular function (GO): structural constituent of skin epidermis
Source: RefSeq, a predicted model, not a curated record